AUGGCAGGUCAAAGGAAGAUCAUAAUUCAGGCAAAAACAACAAUUUUCAUCUUCUUUCUUCUUAUUAAUAUCGUUUCAUCAGAAAUAAAUUGGAAGCUGAGAAGCCUUCCACCUGCACAUUACAUCUUUAACAUUCAAAACUUCUCUUUGCUUUCCGAUGCGAAAGCCGAGUCCUUCCACUCUGCUGAUUUUGAAGUUGGCGGCUAUAAAUGGAAGUUGUCCUUGUAUCCUGGAGGAAACAAGAAAAAAAAUGGGGAUGGAUACGUAUCUUUAUAUCUAGUACUAUCGGAAUCCAAUGAACUCACUUUUAAUAAAGAGGUUAACGUAUAUUUCAAGCUCUUCGUUUAUGAUCAUAUUCGCGACAAUUACUGGAUUAUUCAAGAUACUGAUGAGAAAGUAAGAAGAUUUCAAGGAAUUAAAAGAGAAUGGGGAUUUGACAAACUUGUUUCCGUCACUGAUUUCAAGGAUGACUCCAAUGGAUACUUAACGGAUGACUGUUGCAUUUUUGGUGCCGAGAUUUCAGUUAUAGAAAAUGCUAAUAAAGGCGAGUGCUUGUCCAUGGUGAAGAAGCCUGCGAACAAUAAGUAUACAUGGACAAUUCCCAAAUUUUCAGAAUUUAAUUCAUUAUAUACUCAUUCCGAAAAGUUUGCCAUCGGUGGCACUAAUUGGACAAUAAAGAUUUAUCCAAAAGGGGAUGAAGAAGCGGAAGGCAAAAGCUUAUCCAUUUACUUAGUCCUAAAGGAUGAUGCAACUUUUAAGCAUGGAAGAAAGUUGUAUGCAGAAUACAUGUUGCGAGUAAGAAACCAAUUUGAGGGAGAACAUCUUGAGUUUGAAGGUCAUUCUGAGUUCGAAUCCUGGACAGGAUGGGGUUAUUCAGAUAUUAUGUCCCUCAGUGAUCUAAAUGACACAUCAAAGGGCUUUAUACAUAAAAAUACUUUGAUUGUCGAAGUAGAAAUUCAAGCCAUGACUGUUAUUAAAGGGUUAUCCUCAAUUAAUUAAGUAAUGAAGAUUUCCAACUUUUAUAGUGUCUUUGAAUUUCAGUAAUCUUCGGUAUAGCUAGUUAUUAUGGUACCAUGAAUAAGCAUAAUUAUUCACUUGAUAUUCACCCUUGUUCUGUGUUUAUGUUUCUUAUUGGGAUAUUUGAUCGAGGGCAAUCAAACUACCGUUUUGUUACA
Mercurialis annua (annual mercury) is the source of this 1175-nucleotide messenger RNA. RefSeq lists its product as uncharacterized. Gene Ontology annotation, molecular function: protein binding. The coding region runs from base 1 to 999 and encodes 332 amino acids. NCBI's taxonomy places the organism in Eukaryota, Viridiplantae, Streptophyta, Magnoliopsida, Malpighiales, Euphorbiaceae. The record is from RefSeq and is a predicted model, not a curated record. The transcript is spliced from 5 exons.